AUAGAUGUAAGAAUCGUUACCAAAUCCUUUUUUUCAUAAGAAACUAGAAAAAGACUUCUGAAUUUUUAUCUGCGAAACGAGCAUUCUCAAAACUGAAUGUCAUAUUUCUAGCGUUUGCUCUCACGAGAGACGAGAUCCCUUCGAUAACGAUGAUUUCUUCUCUUUUUCGUUCAUAGUAGUAAUUCCCAAUAUUCCAGUUGAUACUCGAUGGGCACAGAAUGGAGUGACUGUUGCUGGAGGCAAUGGAGAAGGCAGUGCCACCAAUCAACUCUACUACCCUUGGGGUCUCUUCAUUGAUGAUGAUCAAACGAUAGUCAUUGCUGACUACUGGAAUCAUCGUAUCAUUCGAUGGAAGAUGGGUGAUAAGAAUGGACAAGUAGUAGCUGGUGGUAAUGGCCAAGGAAAUCGAUGGGACCAAUUGGAUCGACCAACCGAUGUACUGAUUGACAAAGAGACGGAUAGUCUCAUUAUUUGUGAUUGGGGGAAUCGACGAGUCGUACGAUGGUCUCGUCGUAGUGGUACAACUCAAGGAGAAAUCCUCAUCGACAACAUCUGGUGUUAUGGAUUGGCCAUGGAUGAUCAGAGAUAUCUCUACAUCUCUGACUACGGCAAACAUGAAGUAAGACGAUAUCAAAUAGGAGAUAAGAAUGGAACUCUUGUAGCUGGUGGCAAUCGCAGAGGUGCUGGUCUCAAUCAACUCAACUGUCCGACCUACAUCGUUGUCGAUCAACAACAGACUGUCUACGUGUCAGAUUGGAACAAUAAUCGUGUAAUGAAAUGGAAUAAAGGUGCAAAAGAAGGAAUUGUCGUCGCUGGAGGUCAAGGACAAAGGAAUGCUCUGACACAAUUGUCGUCUCCUCACGGACUAUUCGUCGAUACAUUGGGUACCAUCUAUGUGGCAGACUAUGGGAAUCAUCGAGUGAUGCGUUGGCCUAAAGGAGCGAAACAGGGCACUGUCAUUGUGGGCGGAAAUGGUAAAGGAGCCGGAGCAAAUCAGUUCAACUGUCCCUUUGGUUUGUCCUUCGAUCGACAUGGUAAUCUCUAUGUCGCCGAUGAAGAUAAUCAUCGUGUUCAACGCUUUUCAAUCGAAUAG
Rotaria sordida is the source of this 1093-nucleotide messenger RNA. Lineage: Eukaryota; Metazoa; Rotifera; Eurotatoria; Philodinida; Philodinidae. The record is from the annotation of a GenBank genome assembly.